This is a messenger RNA of Lotus japonicus, 1782 nucleotides long. RefSeq lists its product as uncharacterized. Gene Ontology annotation, cellular component: cytoplasm; nucleus; protein phosphatase type 2A complex. Gene Ontology annotation, biological process: mitotic spindle organization. The coding region runs from base 182 to 1348 and encodes 388 amino acids. NCBI's taxonomy places the organism in Eukaryota, Viridiplantae, Streptophyta, Magnoliopsida, Fabales, Fabaceae. Gene Ontology annotation, molecular function: protein tyrosine phosphatase activator activity; peptidyl-prolyl cis-trans isomerase activity. The record is from RefSeq and is a predicted model, not a curated record. The transcript is spliced from 2 exons.
AUGGACCUAACUUUCGUAAACCAAGCCCAACAAAUGAAUAACUGUUCAGGGCCCACCAAAAAAAAAACACGACCGAGAACAAGAACCUCGUUUUCCAUUUUUCUUCUUCUUCUUCUUCUUCCUCUCCACGCUCAUUGUUCACUGCAACUUUACUUGCAUCACCAUCACCGUCACCGCAACCAUGGAAGAAGAAUCUCACCACCACCACCACCACCACCAUCACUCACCCAACUCCCCAUCCUCACCACCCACCACCGGCACCUGCUGCAAGUGCGGCGGCCCCACCACCUUCGCCCCACCUCCUCCCUCCCCUUCCUUCUCCGAAAUCUCCCCUCCCCCAACCUACCGCCCCAUCCGCGCCCCCGCCGUCCCUCCCGACCCCCACUCCCAGCGCGCCAUCAUCCUCGCCCCUGUCCCUCAACCCCAGCACGUCACCAUCGCCUCACCGCCCUUCCACUUCCAAACCCCCAUCAAACGCAUCACCACCCCCGACGACACCCGCCACUUCCUCGACUCCGACUCCGGUAACAACUUCCUCGGCUUCGUCGCCGCCCUCUCCCAAUCCGUCCGCGGCCGCAAAAUCUCCGACCCCUGCCACCUCUCCGACCCCGUCAACGCCGUCGUUCAAGCCAUCGAGACUCUAUCCCUCUGGGUCGACGAGAUCCCUCCUGUUCAGCAAGCCGCGCGAUACGGCAACGUCGCCUACCGAACCUGGCACGAGAGAAUGGAAAAUUCCGGCGAAUCUCUCAUGCACCGGAUCCUCCCGGAGGAACUCCGGGCUGCCACUGUUGAAUUAGUCCCUUACUUCGCCGACGGCUUUGGGAACUCGAGCCGGAUCGAUUACGGGACCGGGCACGAGACCAAUUUUGCGGCGUGGCUGUACUGCUUGGCGAGGCUAGGGGUGAUCAAGGAAGAAGAUUACCAAGCUGUGGUGAUCAGGGUGUUUGUGAAGUACCUUGACUUGAUGAGGAAGUUGCAGUUGGUGUAUUGUUUGGAGCCUGCAGGCUCACAUGGUGUUUGGGGGCUUGAUGAUUAUCAUUUUCUGCCAUUCAUAUUUGGGUCUUCACAGUUGAUUGAUCAUAAGUAUAUGAAGCCGAAAUCGAUUCAUAACCAGGAUAUUUUGGAUAAUUUCUCCCAUGAGUACCUUUACCUUGGCUGCAUUUCGUUUAUCAAGAAGGUGAAGAAGGGUCACUUUGCUGAGCACUCUCCCAUGUUGGAUGAUAUCAGUGGGGUGCCUAAUUGGAACAAGGUUAACAGUGGCUUGCUUAAGAUGUACAGAGCUGAAGUGUUGGAGAAGGUCCCCAUCAUGCAGCAUUUCCUUUUUGGGUCCCUUAUUAAGUGGGAUUAGGGAAUGGUGCGUGGAGUGACUUUGCCUGGGGGCAUUGCUGUGUUGCCCCGCUCUGAAUCAUGUUGAUGAAGUCAAGUAUUGGAAGUCAUUAGAGGGGAUUUAUGUUUAUAGCAGUUCAUUCAUUUGAUCUUUUGAUACUCACUUUGUUGACCUACUUGUUCACUGUCAACUUACUUAUUCUAGAUAUACUCAUGUUCGUGAAAGAAAAAAAAUGGAAUGGAGUUUCUUCGUUUUGCCAUGACUGAGGAGAUUGUUUGCUACAUGUGGAAGAAUAGUUAAUAUACUUCAAGAAGAUCUAGUUAAUGCAUGCUUGUGCCACUGGUUUCUGGCUCUUACAUUACGAACAGCAUAGAGUGUAACCCCUUUAUCUUUUUGAUGAAAUUUGGAAACUAACAACUUCUGUAGUGAAUCAAUAUAUUUGAAUUUUUAUUUCA